Porites lobata is the source of this 23523-nucleotide messenger RNA. The record is from the annotation of a GenBank genome assembly. Lineage: Eukaryota; Metazoa; Cnidaria; Anthozoa; Scleractinia; Poritidae.
UAAAAGAGACGUAUUUAGUAACGUUGCGCGAUCAAUCAGUUUAUUCUCAUGGAAUUAAAUCCUUUCUUUGUCUAUUGAUUGGAAACUGUUUGGGCCGUUCAUUGACGUGCUGCAUGUUGAAAUUGCAGUUCACACUUUGAAGAGAGGCUCAAAAUGUAACCCAUUUUUUCGAAUUCUUUGUUCAAAUUACACUAUUGUGGUACAAAAUACUAAUAUAAUUACCCAUACUACUCACAACGUCCAUGACGAAGACUGCAAAAGAAUGAGGUAAAAAAAAAGAAACAUUUGAGAGAGGCAGAAAGGAAAACCUGUGAACAGUGAAUUUAUCUCUUAGGAAGCGAGAAGCACGUUUACCAGAAGACAUACAGCAAGUAAAUUCUGUGGCGUCAAAUUACGGAGUACAAAUUGUACCCAACGAAGCUUAUCUCGACGGUGACUGAAACACCAGAGCAUAUUCUAUAUACGAAAACUCAGAUCUGCCGAUUAAAUCAGAUCCAAGUCCUUUGCUAGGUGACUGUGCAGCUUUAUUGCUGUUUUUCUGUUAUGACAUUCAUGAUGCUCUAGGAGUAUCUGGCUGGUUUGUUAGGAAUUAAUUUUCUAGUUAUAUUCUCGUCCUGCUGAUAUCAAAAGCACUCGUCGAGUGCGAAGAGAACUAAUUAUUAUUCGCAUUGCAAACGAGCUACCAUCAUGGCGAAACGUCACAAAAUAUGAGAUCGAACAUUCCUCUUAGAAUGGAUCAACUGAGAUACAGUGGACUACCAAAGUCCCAACAACGGGCGAACCCUUGGUUACUAGAAGCACGCGCUUACUCGAACCAAAUUUUUUUCCCUGCAUUUGUUCCAUACUAUGCUGCCAUUUUUAAUACCUUCGAUACCUAGAUUGAACGCUCCGCUAACUUGAAGUUAUCUUAUUCUUCUUAAUUUAUAAUCCUCGAUAACUCAAGCUCUUUCAAGAAUUUAAGUGUAAUAUGUGUAUUAUCAAACACAACCGGUAUGUGAGUUGUUGUGUUAAAACGGUCGGUGUGAAUCACACGAAAUAACUUAAUGGUUUUAAGAAAAAAGUUAACUCAGGCCUGUCGAUGUUAAGGCACAGACACAGAAUCUUUUAGAUGUAUAGGACGCAUCUCGACCCGAAUAUGGUUUUUUGAUUCCGAGGUUGGUUGCUCAGAAACAUAAAUUCAUCUCAAUUGACCCCGUAGGUGGAUAAAGAAUAGAAUAAUGUUUUGUGCGAUAUUACAGGCAUCACAGUCAUGAUCGCGCUCGUUUGGCUAAUUUUGAGCUGCACGCGGUUAUUGCCCAAAGCACCUAAACAGCCGUAUUCGACCCCCACUUUUGUAUAAUUUUUUAUCGUCUUCUUGUCUUAGACCAGGUGGCUCGUACCAGUUUUCAUCCUUUUUUGGCAGUUUAAACAUACACAAAUAUUUUAUAUUAAGACGGCCAUGCCAGCCAAAACUAGCCGUACAAGAAUACACUGCUUUAAACAUUGCAACUUUCUCAAGGGUGUGAACAUUGCUUUCACCGUCACUUGUGAGCAUUGAGUAGAAAGUCCUUCAAAUUAGGAUAUCCAAUAAACUCAAAAAAGUCAUGCAGCGCUUUUUUGACAAUUUUGGUGAAUUAUUCAGUACAUUAGUGGCUUCCCCACGACCGACUUUCUUGGAAUAUACUGUUAUUUUACUGAUCCAUUUGGUGGACUUUGUCUAAGUGCUCCGGUUACACUAGUCACGCUGUAAAUGGUACGGCACUUUUCUUUCCUGCAUGCGUUCAAAAUUUAAAAAGCACCUUUUUUCUCCCGUUCUUUUGAUAUCGGUUUCCGAAACCAGUCGAUAGAAAUCGUUAAAGAGAAAAGUUUUGAGCACGAUUAAUAUCGGUCUUUUAUAUCUAAAGAUAUUUAUGGAGUUCAACAUUAUACACUUAAUGUCAGAUCCCGUGGGAAACAGUUAGUCUUGUUUUCCCGAGAGUCCUGAUGUUUCCUGAGACGAAACAUCAGGACAUCAGGGGCGCUUUCCAUUCAACAAAAAUUCCGGUUUGAAAUUUCGGAAACUUCACGUGCUCAGUGGAACGGUACAUUCCAAUUGCACAAACCCGACCCAAGCCACCGCGCGUUUUGUUAUUGUGGCUUCGCAGCACACUCAUAAUUACGCUCUAAAAGAGAAAAGUGAAUACCGUUUAUAUCCUAAAGAACACUCGACUGUCGAAAAGGGGCGGUGGAAAACUAAAGGCAGAGGAAUCCUAUUUCGUGUAAAAAGCCUAUGAAUGCAAGUGACGGUAAAAAAUUCUUGUGAAUCGAAUCGAUACGUUUCUCAGAAUAUUCGAACGAUUCGAAGCAAUUCCUGGAGCUGUGCGGUAAAUAAAUUCGGUGUUUAGCCAAUUUGUAUUCAGCCAGGCUUUGUUGUAUUGAUUUUAGCUUAAUUGAUAAAUUGCUUUAGUUAAAUAUCGUCGACAGGUUUCAGAUAAAUAAAACGCUGAUUCUCACGGACUUUUAUACAAUUGUACCUUGAUUACACACACUUUUUUUCAGGUGAGGACAAAACAUGGACCAGGGGUACAUGGACCCCCUCUUUGGACCGGGUCCAUGGACCACUUUCAUGGACCGGGUCCAUGGACCCCUGUCAUGGACCAGGUCCAUGGACAGUUUUUUUUUAUUUUUAUAAGAAGGUUUUGCACCAGGUCCAUGGACACUCAAAAACAGAAAUAGUGCCAAAAAAAGAUUUGACGAGACGCUGUCGACCAAUGCUCACGAUUGAUCACAAAUAUUUAGUUGUGCUUACAUGACAUACACUCUGCUUGCACAUGUGCAGUCGCAAGACUGUUAAAUUAAGCUGAUUCAAAAGUUAUCACCAAGAGAGGAAUUACGCGCCCCAGUACAAAGACACUCAUCACCCUUAGAAAAACAAGCUGGAGUUAAGAAUUCAUUGCUUUUAGAGCAAUCAUGACUGAGUCACAUCGCAAUUCUCCAUAGUUGAUGUAGCUUCAGUUUAAGCUACAAUCCCUGCCACUUCUUCUUCUUCAAGAUCUGGAUCUGUAAAUCACUAUCCGUGAGAAUUUAUGAUCGUCCUGCUAAAAGAGCUAAGGAGCUGGGCCCAGCGUGACAAAACAUUGCAGGAAAAAGUGACAUUCAUGGACAAAAAGAAAGUAGCUUAGAAUUAUUCAGAUCCAGGAUGCACUUUGGAGAAAUUAAACAACCUAAAACCCUUUUGAUCAGCCGCAAUGAACAGCUUUACAUUUUAAAAGAGGUAGAAAAUCAAUAUGUGUGUCACGACCUCUCGGUAUGAAAUAAGCGGCAAAAAUUCACUUUUGCCCAGUCAAAAGGUUUUCCUCCGAAGCCUAAUCUACCCAUCAGAGAAAACAAUUCAUUGGAACUAGCAGCAUUUUGGCAUGAGGUACCAACCCCCCGCCCUUUUUUUUUACACUAUGUAAGCACAAUUAAACAUUACUGAUCAAUCGAGCAUUGUUUGUUGUUGCUUUUGUUUUUUAACCUUAUUUUUGCACCAUUUGUUUUUGUUCAUUUCUCAUUAUUAAAAAAAACUGUCCAUGGACCCGGUCCACGACAGGGGGUCCAUGGGCCCGGUCCAUGAAAGUGGUCCAUGGACCCGGUCCAAAGUGGGGAUCCAUGGACCCCUGGUCCAUGUUUUGUCCUCACCCCUUUUUUUCACCUACGUGUCGUGUUGCGUCAGUUAUUUGACAAAAAUCGAAAAAAAUUGCAACUGAUUCAAACUAUUUGAGAUGUCAUGCUUUACUCACAGCACUUCACUUUCCAUUGGAAACUACUUGGUCUUGUAAGCAGGAUAGAAAAGAGCGGUACUGGGGACAACAAUUCUGGCAAAUGGAAAGGGACAGUUCGGUCCGACCGACCGAAAUGACCAGACCGGUCACAGUGGACCACCUUCAAAGCUGGUCCCGAAUAUUCCGGUCGGACCAAACCGAAAUGGUCCGGUCCAUUUGAUGAACCAACCGAAAUUUCCGGACUUUUGGGUUGAAUGGAAAGCGCCCCAGGACUCGAAAGUGAAAACUAGCAGUGUUUUUCCCACCUUCUGUCACGCCACUUUCCACCAUUUUUUGAUCCGGCGUGCUGUAAUGUAUCCCGAGCAGGGUACAAUUGCUCAAGUGUAUCUCGAUCGGGAUACAUUUGAUUUUAUUCAAGGCCAUGUGACCAAGCUUCAGCCAAUGGCAGUCCCUGUUUAAUUGAGCGAAAGUCUAGGAAUAUUACAAAUAAGAAUAUGCUACCUGUAUGGCUUUAUUGAGUCAUACAGUCAUCGCUCUUAUAAUCAUCGAUAUCAAUACUACGAAAACGAAAACGGGACCAAAUUGCCCUGUGUUUGGAUUUUGCAGUUGAUGUCUCGCCGUGGUAACUCCAUAAAUUAGAGACCUUUAGCAUCAGGUUUUUCAUGGGAAACCGCAAACCGCAGUUUGCAGUUACGGGUUUGCAGUUUCACGUUGCCGAGAUUUCAAAUUUUAGCAAGUCGUGCAGUUCAGUUCAGUUUAUUUCAUUCUUAUUUAGCCAAAAUAUUUAACAAUUAUUCCUCGAGCCCGAAUGGGCUCUGAGUCAGUAGCCCAUGAGGCCGAAGGCAGAAUGGGCUACUGACUCAGAGGCCAUGAGGGCGAGAGGAAUAAUUGUUUUAGUAAAAUCCAACUAGUUGGUCAAAAGAUAUCGAGACAAAACAACUUUAGCUAGAUAAAGCUAGACUUUAAUCCUUUUUUGCCGCCAAAAAGCCGGCGCUUUUCGCUACUAGUGGGCUAUAACAUUUAGCCUAGUAGUAGCUCAACCAAUCAGAACGCAGCAUUGUUGAUAGACUACUAGUUGGAUUUUACUAAAAUACAAUACAAGAAUACAUAUAGGAAUUGCAAGUUGGCAAGGGAGCCCAGAAGAAACCAGAAAGCUUAUGAAGCCUGGGCUCCCCAGUUACAAAGAAAUACUAAAGUAAAAUAAAAUGAAAUUCCCUGAGUGAUACGUUAAAUAUAGGAACUAAACAGAGACUUUUUAAGUAAUGAAUUCAGUAACAAGAUAGAUAAAAAUUUUUAACUCUGGGUUGGAACAGAAAACUCUCUUAUGUUAUUACGGCAGGAGUAUAAAAUCGAUUUGAACUACGAGUUCAUUGUUUAGUGCCUCCAUGUUGUUUUUCAUCAAGUCGAAGUGCAUCACUUUUAUCGCUCAAAAACAGGAAUAAUUCAUUGAUUCAAGAUCAAAAAUCCAACAAACACAUCGCAAACGGAUUUAAAAAGCUACUUCGUGCCUUUAAAUGCGAGACUGUACAAUUUUUAGUGCCAAAAAACCUUGCCGUAAAUCACUUACCGCUAGAAGCCCUUCCUGCGGUUCAAACGUGAACUGCAAACUGCAAACGUGACCGCAAGGCCGUAGUCACGUGACAUUUUGGGGUUUACGGUUUUCCAUGAAAAACCUGAUGCUAAAGGUCUCUAAUAUGGGUAAUAACCCCCGGGUAAUAACAAACAGCCAAUUCUUUAUUUAUUUAUUUAUUUCUCUCAGUCGCCCUAAGUAACAAAGAAUUAAAGAACAGCUGGCUCUUUACGAAUUGAAUCUUUUGCGGUUUUUGCUUUCAAACACACACAAAUUCACCGGAAAUUUUAUCAUCUUUUACUAAAUACCUUUCAAAGGCGCUCCAAUGAAACACCUGCUAAACGCGAGCCGUUUUCUUCAUCACAUCCUUUUCUGUUUACAUGGAGAUUAACCGUCAUAGUGUUUCCCAGGCUCUUUUCGGCCUUUUAUUGGAAGUAAUGAACCCUGGGCCAUGGGAAUAACUCUUUAUUUUUUGUGUAUCUUACUGUCUGAUCCAUCGAUCUUGAUUUUAGAGCCGUCUGAAACACUAAUUUAUUAUUUACUAAUGUUUUCAUAGUUAGAAUCAUGUUUUAAAAUCCUCUACAACAGAAACAAUAACAUAUUUCUUAUUGUAAAGCAAAAGUUGCGUGUUUCAUUAUAUCAAGAAAGUAAUGAAUUUAGUUCCAAUCAUUACGUUUCAUUAACAUUCCCCUGUGCAGGACUUGUGGAGAUAUAUAUAAACUAGACACCCUACAUAUGAUCUUUAGCUCGCACCUCCACGAGUGGGGUUGAUGGUAACUUCCCACCCACGCCUUCCCUAACGCAACAUUCACAUCGAUCAUUGAACUGAAAUACUUAUCACUUAAGAAAACUGUUGGGUUAGGUAAGGAGAAGAUGAAAAGUUGCCCAGAAUAGCGAACUGGCCCUGACAAAUCACUAACGUAAAUUUCAAGAAGAAACCAGUCCUCUUGGUUGCAGUGUGAACUCAAUGUUUUUUUUUUUGUGAAGUUUUAUUGAGAUUUAAAUGCAAUUUGACCACAUGGCUAUAAAAAUAAAAUUAAAAAAAUAUUUGCAACAAACUUGUCACUAACGCUCUUCAGCUGUCCUUCUAGAGGGUAUGAUUUAGGCACAACUCUCUGAUAAUGCACUAUAACGUCCGCCAUCUUGUUUUGUCUCUUGGUACUGAUGCCCAGACCCUUGCAUCACAGCUACAAUCGGCGACAAAAUUGUUGAGACAUUGUACUUAAAUAGGGUGACUUCGGAGAACAAAAGAAUCCGCACCCCUCCCCUGUCCCCUCCAUUCAAAGUUGGGGUGUUUGUUGUUUUCUAUAGGUAGCUAGAACAAGGGCACAACAUUGCACUGAGGGGAUGGGGGAGGAAAGCUAUACUUCCUCCUUUUGAAGUUCAUAAAACGUAAAAAAGCCCACUUUUGACUUUUGGGCGAAGUGUCUCAACUCAUUUUGUAGCCGAUUGUAGAUCGCUCGACCCCGCUCGCCUCAACGCCUUCUCUUUUUACGCCCCGGUUAUACUGUAUACUUCGGCUUCUUCACGGCACGCUCAGCCUCAUUCAAUAAAACAUGUAACUAAUUUGGUUGGACCUGAGGAGAGGGGAAGACGUCUGAGCCUGUCGCCUUGCCGUUCACGUUCUCAAAAAACUUAAAAUUUGGCUGUUUCAUGUCAAAGUUAUGUAUAGCCUGCGCACCUAGAGAUAUUUACGUUUGUCGCUUUUCUUCGCUCGAGCGGACUCAGCGAGGACGAGGUUAUCAAGCGGAAACGCUUGCCACGUAGGUUACACAUGCUUCCCUGUUCGUUCCACCAAUCUAGAUAUAGAAAAAUGAGAAUUCUUCUUUGCGCUCUUAAACUGAAAUAAGCAGCUACUUAUAUUCAUAGAAAUUCCAUGAAAGUGGCAAUAAAAGAAUUAUAAAAGUCAAACAAAGAAGUUGUUUGAACAAAAUGCCACAGGUUCAUGCUUGCAUGACUAAUCAAGAGUUUUCUUGCGGUUUCAAGUUGCAUGCCAUUGGUGAAUAAGCAAUUGGCCUGUCAAAAUUUGCACAAAUUAAACCCCGGGAGAAACCAUAAAAGGGAAGAAUUUGGUAACGUUGCGCGAUCAAUCAGUUUAUUCUCAUUAGUGGAAUGCAAUCCUCUCUUCGUCCAUUGAUUGGAAACUGUUUGGGCCGUUCAUUGGCAUACUGCAUGUUGAAAUUGCAGUUUAGACUUUGAAGAGAGGCACAAAAGGUAACCCAAUUUUUCGAAUUCUUUGUUGAAAUUACGCUAUUGUGGUACAAAAUACUAAUAUAAUUACCCAUACUACUCACAACGUCCAUGACGAAGACUGCAAGAGAAUGAAAAAAAAAAAAACAUUUGAGAGAGGCAUGCGGAAAGCAAAACCUGAGAACAGUGAAUUUAUCUUUUAGGAAGCGAGAAGCACGUUUACCAGAAGACAUACAGCAGAUAAAUUCUGUGGCGUUAAGUACGGAGUACAACUUGUACCCAACGAAGCUUAUCUCGACGGUGACUGACACACUAGAGCGUUUUCUGUACACGAAAACUCAGAUCUGAUUAAACCAAAUCUAAGUCCUUUGUUAGGUGAGUGUGCAGCUUUAUUGCUAUUUCUCUGUUAUGACAUUCAUGAUCCUGUAGGAGUAUUUGACUGGCUUGUUAGGCAAUGAUUUUCUAGUUAUUUCCUCGUCCGUAGUAACUCCAUAAAUAUGGGUAAUAACCCCCCGGGGUAAUAACAAACAGCCAAUUCGUUUUCUGUACACGAAAACUCAGAUCUGAUUAAACCAAAUCUAAGUCCUUUGUUAGGUGAGUGUGCAGCUUUAUUGCUAUUUCUCUGUUAUGACAUUCAUGAUCCUGUAGGAGUAUCUGACUGGCUUGUUAGGCAAUGAUUUUCUAGUUAUUUCCUCGUCCGUAGUAACUCCAUAAAUAUGGGUAAUAACCCCCCGGGGUAAUAACAAACAGCCAAUUCUUUUUUUAUUUAUUUAUUUCUGUCAGUCGCCCUAAGAAACAAAGAAAGAACAGCUAGCUUUAGGAAUUAAAUCUUUUGCUGUUUUUGCUUUCAAAGACACCCAAAUUCAUCGGAAAUUUUAUCAUCUUUGACUAAAUACCUUUUAAAGACGCUCCAAUAAAACAACUGCUAAACGCCAGCCGUUUUCUUCAUCACAUCCUUUUCUGUUUACAUCGAAUUUGACCGCCAUAGUGCUUCCCAGGCUCUUUUCAGCCCUUUUUUAGAAGUGAAAAGCCUAUUUGUUGACGUUUGUCAGCGUUGAAGAGUCAAUCUCACGAAAAAAGCAUUUUCUUAAAAAUUCGUAGUCUUUUUUCCUUCAAAUUUUUUCAGGGCCACAAUUGAUUAACUAACUACCCAGACUCUGAAUUUCAUGGUCAUUGAAAAACUGUGACAUUACCUUCUAUAAGCCCAAACUUGAUUAAACAUUGAAGAUCUUUAGCGUUUUGGCUGAGUUUGUGCUUUGGGAGUUGUCUAUUGUUUUUAGUCUGUCAUUAUACAGCAUCCUUGUUCAGCACGCGUGCAAUGACCACGCUUGGCUGACUUCCGAAUGCUCACCGAGAUACCGUAUGAUAAUUUAGUAUAAGAAAAUAGAAGGGAUUCCCGUCACGAGUUGGUUUAAUUAUUGGCUUGCAUUAAACCUAUGAAAAAAUGAUAUUUUUUUAAUAGUAAGUAGAUUUAGUGUGUAGCACUUCUUGAUUCUUUUGCAAAGGCACAAGAAGCGCGAGAAUUGAUUAAAAAUUGUGAGUUAAACCUCUAUGUAUCACGCGAUGGCCUGUCUCACUGUACCAAAAUUAUCAUAUCUCGGUGAGCAUUCGGAAGUCAGCCAAGCGCGGUCAUUGCACGCGUGCUGAGCAAGAAUGCUGUAUAAUGACAGACUAGAAACAAUAGACAACUCCCAAAGCACAAACUCGGCCAAAACGCUAAAAACCUUCAAUGUUUACUCAAGUUUGGGCUUGUAGAAAGUAAUGUCACAGUUUUUCAAUGACCAUGAAACUCAGAGUCUGGGUAGUUAGUUAAUCAAUUGUGGCCCUGAAAAAAUUUGAAGGAAAAAAGACUACGAAUUUUUUUAGAAAAUGCUUUUUUCGUGAGAUUGACUCUUAAACGCUGACAAACGUCAACGAAUAGCGAAAACUAUCAUUUCUAUAUGUUUGCUUUGCUCGAAAUCGCGCGCAUUUACAAGGCCCUAAAUUGUUUUGCUGACUUGCAAGGACCCAUCUGUUAUAACGAUGCCCAAAAUAAAGAGAUGAAUCUCAUAGUUUAUUAGAUAUAAUCUGCGUAAAGUUUGCUUAUCAUUUUCGCAUAAAUUAUGACCUAAAUUUGGAAACCGCUGAAUUUCUCGAAUUGGGUCGUUGCGAUUUUGGUGAAACUUUGUUCAGCGCAAGGCACUAAUGCGUACUAUGUGUAGCCGAGAGAUUUUCACGAACAAAUACCGGCAACAGCAGAUUUUCGACUCAGACCUCAAAGGGGCGUGGCAUUAUAGCCACGUGACAUUUACUCCGAUCGCCAAAAAUUUUAUGUUAUAUUGUAGAUUGAUCUAUAUGUUAUCCAUUCUAUGUGUUAGACUUACGAUAAAAGUAAAGGUGGGGAUACCAGAGAGCUUCAAAGUAGGAUGGUACCCCCCUCAAAAACUGGGUCGAGUCACCUUAAAAGCAGAUUACUUGACAAUUAAUGAAUGAGGCUGAGUAUCUUAUGAAGAUUUAUGGAUGGAGAUCCGAGAUCUCCUUAAUUCUUCAUAUGAUACGAAAGCCGAAUUCAAUAAUUGUUUUAUUAUUCAUUUACAAUAAUUCCUAGUUUAAAAAAAAUAGCUAAAACAUGCUUACCUCCAUCGACCCAUCGUUGUUAAGUUCAUCUUCGAUAGUGCACAUUUAGGGUUGUUUAGCUCCGCAAAUAUUCUCCAAAUAGCUGAUGUCGCUCUGCGAGUUGUCUUCUUGCUGUUCUUGCCAUGUUUUAGCUAUUAUUUCGCCUAGUUCUUACUCUUGAAACGAGUGAAAUGUCCGCCGUUUUUGUUUUCACAACCAAAACAACUCAACCUCGUCCACAGGUCUUCUCGGUUAACGGUGCAUUAACCUGCAAAAAAAGCAGCACUUUUGACGUCAUCGACUCAUUAAUCGCAAAAUUCUUCCCAAUUUGGUCAUCAGUAUCUGGUGAUUGUGAAUUAUGCGUGUGCUUUAAGUCAAUCAGAAUCGAGGAAAUAUUUUGAAUGAAUAAUAAAAGCCUUUAUCUGACUCCGGAUAGUUAGUUAAUGGUCCCUAGAAGCAUUCCAACGAGUCCAAAUUGAAAAUGCCCCCAUCUUUAGAACAUAUAUUCAGUAACCUGACUUUGUGAAGUUUCAAACCGGAGUCACUUCAGUCUAGAAAUUUUUAAGUUGAGUGAAGCAACUGCGAGAGUCUGCCUGCUUAAGGCUUACAUAAAAACGUAAAUAGGUAGCAAAACACUACUUUUUUCUCGGUCCGAUAAACGAGAGUUUCGCAUGGAAUAGACAACAAACUAAAUUAUCACCUUCUUAUCUGCAAAAACCGGCCUAUGGUUCAAUGCUAUUAGAGCCCGCUGAAACUAGACCUACAAUCAUGGACAAAAGUCUUGGGACACUUUUGCGUUUCCGGGGCGUUUUCCAAUUCACACAGGUCCAACCCCUCCCCUCACCCCAAAAACAAUGUUGGAUGCGUUUUUCCAGAAUUUUUUCCGAGUUUCAACUUUGUAUAGGGCUGGGGGAGAGAGAACUGUAAGAAGAUUUCGAAAAGGAUACACUGUUUUAAGAGGGAACCGAGAAAUAACAGAAAAAUAUGAAUAUUGCAGCACUGUUCCAAGAACUUUUGUCCAGGAUUGUAGAGCCAAUUUUCCGGAGUCAGAGUUGCUUUUAAAAGGUAUAAUCAGCCAAGCUAACACCGACGAAACGUUUUUAUGGCUGGCACAGAAUAUUUUAGCGAAACUGCAGUUCAACCACGCGAUCACAUACCUGUCAACACCAUGCGGAAAUCACACCAUCGCACACUUUCGCCGCAUUGAUAAGACUAUCCACAACCAUGCAUAAUCUUCUUACCUUUAACACAGGCGAAAUACCAUCGAAUAACUCGGAAAAACUCAGCCUAUUGGUAGAUAAACACCUCUGGACUUUUCUCUUAGACUCGUCUUUUUUAAGUCCCCGGAUGUAAAGACACACGGACGGCAGACCAGCAUAGAGCCCGUUUUCACACCAGAAAAAAACUGAGUCUUGGCCCGAGUCAAAGUUAACCUGCAAUUUUACUCUCACCUAAUUCAUUUGACUCCUAAGAGCCUGUUCCCGAGGUCGAAGACUUAGUGGUCGCCUUAGAAAAGCGAACAACAUCGUACCUUUCUGUCUCAGCCCGGAUCAGGGUAAUUGAUCCGUUUAGCCAAAUGAGACGAGAAUGUAAUACGAUAUUGGACGAUACAGACUCUGCGAAUCGCAAUUAACUUUGUCCCAUCUCAAAGCUUUACCUGAUGCUCUCCGGGAAACGUUUCUCAAGGUGACCAUUAUCUUAAAGUAAACUGCUACACUGCACCGAAACCAGCUUAAGGCGCGCACUGGUUUCAAAUAUCUGUUACUUGUAUUAAAGAGAGAAUUGUGUUUAGGGACGAAAUAAAAUUGGGAAGGAUGGAGGGGGGGAGGGGGUGGGGGGUAAGAUAGUAAUUCUGCCUAAAUCCACUUCUACACGAAUCCCUAACAACAAAACAAGCAACAAAACACAUAAGCAAACAACACAGUAGACAAGCUAUUAGACAGGGCAAGUUGAGAAAAAUUACAAAAUGUUUGCUAACCCGCUUUUCAUAACUCCAGUAGAAGUAAUUUAAUAUGCCCAUUUCGGCAGCCAAAUGUUUUUGUCAAUGACACUCUUGCGUUGGCAUCCUUAAAAAGGAUCUCACGCAAGAGUGUCACUGACAAAAACAUUUGGCUACCAAAAUGGGCACAUUAAAUCACUUAUAUUAGCCACGAUUUCUGAUGUUUUCCCAAAGAAAGAGAAACCGGCCAACCAAUUACCGAGUGGAAUAUGCUAGAUGGUUAAUGGACUUGACUUGACUUACUAAAGUCAAUAAAUACCAUAACCUAUGGUAGAUAGUAAUUCUGGACUCCUUCAAGGAUUCGACUCAGUGCCAGCAUAUACGUUAUAGUAGAUAUCGACCUGGACAAAAGCCAUUCUGGUUAUAUCGCAGACAUGAAUCUAUUUUUGAGCUUAUACGAUUUUAUAAUAUUCUUUUAUAAAUUAGCUUGGCGAAUAUCAAUGUUCAGCUGAUACAUAUGUACUUUUUCCUGUGUCGCCUAAGUUCCCAGAUUUGGGGAUUGGUUUUAAGGGGUGACGCAAAAACACUGACCCCCAGUCCAUGGGCCUCCUUGCUGAUCUGGUCCACGGACCACUGUACGGACCGGUCCACGGACCCCCCAAAAAAGACAAUAAUAAAAAUGACAAUUAGAAAUUCGACUUACCGUUUGUUUUGUUUUUUGUUAUUGUUGCCUCCUUCACUGUGGCGAUGAAAGGAGGACCUGCGUACUUCGAAAGAGACCGGUUUUUCAUGUGAGCCCGCGAGAUGGUCAUGUGAUAUUUGUCAGUGGAUGCCUGAUUUUGACAGCUGUCAAUUCAUUUUAAUAUGGAUGGCGUCAAUGAAGAGAGGAUCUUUAUCCUCUCUUGAUUGCGUAUUUAACUGAAGGGGUAGUGUCAAUUUGUGUACGUAGUAAAUGUGACAUUUGACAUCAGCUUACAUGUUCAGUUUGUACGCACGAGCGACUUUCGGGCGUGCCCUGUCGUCAUAACCUAAUUUUUUUGGAUCAAAUAGAAGUUCCGCAAUAAACAAAUCUCGUAAAGAAAAAACGUCGCGGUGGAAAACAAUUAUGCCAGAUCGGCGCCUCGGCAAUUUAUUCCAGCUACCACGCCGGCGUAUCUCUAGAAAGCGGACUCCAAGUGGAACGAAUACUGUUAUUUUUUAAGAAGCCUUUUGCGCGCAAACUAAUAUAUUUUGGCACGAAAUAAAGAUAAACAAAAUGUUUACUAAAAUUUAAUACACGAAAAGAAAAUGUUACCACUUUCGAGGAGCGCGAAAUAUUAAAUGGGAUUAAGUCGUCUUAGCUGCCCACAAUGCUUACAUCUCUGGGUGGGACUGGUACUGGACGUCCAGGAAAAACACUCUGUGACCUCCCAUGUUCAACAAUAAAACGUCAUAAUAAACGUCAACUUACGCCAUUGUGUAAAUCACAUUUUGCCAAGAUGAUGAAAGUGAUGAGUACAUUUGUACUUCGUAAUUUUGGUGGCCUUGUCAUGAGCGGUUUUGAAGCUACAGAAGGGGAAAUCCGAAGAACUUUCCUGGACAAUGGAAGCGGUCUUAAUUGGAUUUAGGGACUUGUCAGAAAUUAGCAGGGGGGAGGGGAGGUGGAAAACAGGGGAGGUUUGCAGUCUUUUGAGCCCUUCAAGAGGGAGGGUUAUGAAAAAAAAAAUGAGAGCAAAAGAGGAAGGGUUACAAAAAAAUAAGCCACAACGAUCGUCAAGGGAUGCUUCAAUAUUAUCAAUAUUAUGACAUGCAAUUAUUUCCUGACAUACAGUUCAACCUCCAUUAAGUGGCCAGAGCCACCUUUUGGUCAUCUUAACGAGAGUUUUGUUUGUUGUUACCUCUAUCAAACAGCCAAGCAUUAAGCGCUUGAUACACAUACUUUGGCUUUAUUUCAAGAAUACGAUGACGGAAAAUACUGUCCGAGAUAGAAGUUGACGACCGCCGUGUGGACCAGUAAUACUACUCCCGUUGAGUGUUUGUUUCAAAAUAAAGUGAUGUUUCUGCAAAAGAUUACUACCAAUUUAAGACGAACCUCUAUUGAGCGGCCAACCUCCAUUAAAAGGCCACUUGCCAGUACCUCCAGGGUAAAAACCCAACUUAUAAAACUAACAGCUCAUGAUUUGCAUUUGCACGUCAACAUCUCAGAAGAACUACUCUCUCUCUCACGGCUUCAAAAUCAGCAGUACUCCCUUCGUGAAUAUCAUCAACAACAAUGCUAUCUCCAUCGCAAUCAUCACCAUCAUUCUCAUCAUCUUGUCCACCAUCACUAUCACCAUCCUCCCGUUCUGUCUAAUCUUUAUUUUGUUUAGCUUUCACCGUAUGAGAUCACUUCCGCGUUUUUAAGUCAAUCUCAGAGAAAUUCCGUGGACAAUAUUAAUAGAAAACAAAAAAUCGUCUUUACUGAAAUUUCAUAAAUAUGAAUUGUCAGGAAAAUCUAUGGUGAUGGAUAUGACAAAAGUAGUAAGGUAGGGUCCAAAAUAUCCUUUUUGCGGAGAAAUACAUUAAGACAAAUGGCGUCAUACCCUUUUGAAUGAAAUGAGGUGGAGUGUCAUUAAGAUAAGAUCAUUUGUCAUUUUCGGUUUUUUGGCCUCUUUGACAGAUCGAUCAAGAUCGAUAAUUUCAUAGUUUACUCUCAAUUAUGUGCGUCACGGCCUAUUGGAAAAUGAUAAUCUCAUGGAUUAUUUUAAGGUGUAGGGAUAGUGUCCUUAUAAUUUUCAUCAUCAGAACAGGUGUCACUAUUUUUUUGUAGUUUUUUUAUUUUUUUGUAGUGAAAUCUGCCAGGUUUAUAACUACAAAAGGCGGGCUUUGUACUUAUUAAUCGUAAAGGACGUCAUUUACGAUUAAUAAUUAUGUCAAACAUAGUUAAUAAUCGUGAAAAUCACGAUUAAUAACUACGUUUGACAGGCUUCGAAGUUAAUAAUCGUGAAAUUUACAGAGCCCCAUACUCAUAGAUUAUGGUCAACCUCUUUUCGUUUGGUUGUCACGUGAUUGACCGAGCGUACGUAAGUACGUACGUACGCGUCUACGAAUUGUGCGGGUGGGGUAGGGGAGACUAUCAAAAUGAAGGGAGGGGUGUCUCAGGCGUGUCUUGCCAAGUCCACAUCUUUUACAUUGAACAUUCACAAUAUGGUCAAUUGACAGCUGUCAAAACAGAAUAGCCACUGACUAGUAUCCCAUGACCGUAUCGCAGGCUCAUGUGUCAACUCAUUGAGGUGACGUGAUUUAUUUGGAAGCUGUCCGCUGACCAGUUAAUUACUUUAUUAGAUCGCGAUCAAUGUUCAGUCUCAUACUUUCCAGCUAGAUUGGGAUCGGAGCACAGGAAAACUGAUACACAUAUUGGACAUCAAUGUUGUGAUCAAUUACCUUGAGGGGUCGACACCUGAGCCCGCGUUACAGUCAGGUGAUAUCGGUCAGAGGAUACCCUGUUUUGACAGCUGUCAAUUCAUCACAACAUUGAUGUGCAACAUGUAUUCAAUAUCAGUUUUCCUGUGCUGUCAAACUAGCUAGAGAGUGAGAGAUUUUCAUGUGGUGCGGAGGGACGGGCGGUGUACGGUCACGUGAUUACCAAAUUUUCUGGGAGGAAUAGAUUUACUUAGCUAUGGGGCUCCGCUCGCGCGGGCCUUGCGCGCGAGGAGCUCCGCUUUGAUAUUGUAAAUGCUGGUAAAAGCGAAAAAGAAUGGAAAAAAGCUUUGAAAUGUCGGACUGGACCAAAAUAGAUUGCGUAUAAUUAGGGUACUUUUAAUAUUAAUAAUCUACUUAUUUUUAAUAUAGCCGGUCAGUAAAUAUUGGAUACGAACUUUAAUUCUUUUUUGACGAGUCUAUCAUUCGUGGAUACCAGGCAAAUGAUUCAGUAUUAAUUUAACAUUCUAAACUGUCAAGAUCGUUUCUACUAGUUGUCUAUAAUGUGUUUCCUGUAUAUUAACUUGUAAAUUUAUAAGUGAAAAUCACAUAUCAAUCAUAUAGCAAACGUCCCAGUUUCGCUCCUUGAAGUACACUAGUGCAGAUGGAAUAUGAUUCAGAAGCAAAGCUAUUUACAUAACCUGCUGUUUCCUGAUCCAUAAGUAAGAUCGAAACCUAGUUCUUUCUUGCUUUGUUGUAGUCCAUUAUACUUGAUAAAAUUUGAAGAUUCCUGUAUCAAAGACCUUAUAUAGGUAUCAGAAGAACAAAACCACAUAGGGUCCUUGACCAAGAGAUAAAGUACAAUAGGAUCAAUUGAAAGUCAGAGGGUGUAUAGCCUGUUCUGAACUUUUAUUGAUUGAUAUGAAUGAUGUUUUCAUAACUCAUGAACUGUUAAAAAAUACCAGCUUGUUACGUGUUUUUUUAUGUGUGAGAGAAUUGGCGUUUUAUUAAGUUAAAGGUGCUGGAUAAUUUUAUGAAGGAAUUAGAUGCUCAACAAAUUGCAUGUACAUGUAUAAUACUUUGCAGAAAAGUGCACACUGUAUUUAAACUCUUAGGAGAAAUACUAAUCUAGAGAGCGUCAAGCAGAAGCGAUAUCAAAACCCAGUCUAUCAUCUUAAUUUUUUGACUCGCAUUAGUAAAUGUGUCGUACAAUAAGAAUACUGUAAGAUAUGAUAAAGAAUGUCAUCAUGUGGUUGUUAGUACGUUUGUUAUCAUCAUAUAUAGUAGCCAUUUCUAUUAUAGUUACACAGCAUCUGGGCAGUUAAAAAAUUUAAUGAAAGAUAUUUCUAGUUAUAAAUCUUGUUUUACAGUUGCUGCACGCGAUGAAGGUUGCUUUAAGAUUAAUGAGCUGUCUUUUGGCAUUGACCUCACUUCAUACGUUAAAAGGAGCCAAUGCUGGUGAAGGCAGACACGUUAUCCCAACAUCUGACAAAAACUGUGCUGGUUAUGACCUCGAGGGAAGAAUCCAUGACCUAGCAGCUCUCCAACGAAAGGACGGACAGCCGAGGUAAAUUCAGACAUUAUAUACUGAAAAGAAUAGUAAAUCCAGUGUUCAAAAGUUGGGCCAAUUGCAAUCCACCAAGAUUAGCAUUAUUUACCAUUAAUACAAGGGAUUGCAAGCAGGGAAGUGGACCGAACUGAAAAUUAGAAGGAGCACAAGAUCGAUGUUUUCAAGUUUGGCUGCUUGUGCUAUUUGAGAAAUUUACACAUAAGUCACAUAAAAGCACUUUGAGAAUUUAGUCUUUGAGACUGAUAAAAAGUUGAAAGUUUCAGUAAAUAUCAUGGGACCUGGAUUUUAUAGGUAUAAUUCCGUUAAACACUAAGGUCGAGAAUGAGCAUACACACACACACACACACACAAAACAUAAAGCAUACAUAAAACUAUUUAUUUUGCUCGUUAAAGAAAAAAAUAUAUACUGGGAUAAUAAAAUGUGGAGAAUGAAUGAAAGAUGUUCUCUUUCGCAGUUGUGCCCCUAGUAUUUUGAUCUAUUUCCAUACACCAACAUGCAUCACUUGCGUUUGUCCAACAGGUUCUGGGUGGUUUCAGGUGGUUUGAACUAUACUUAUAAUCCCUGUAGACCAUUCUCUCAAGGGACGACACAAGCAAGUGACUGUUUCGGAGAUGUGGCUGUAAGUUGUUUAACUUACUAGUAACAGAAAACUUUACAUUGAAAACGUUGCCCGCGUCUCGUGGUUAAACUUGAGUUUUAACCAUGUUUACGUGGAACGUUUCGCCGUGAAAACGUUAGAUUUUCAUUCCUUUGACGGUGUGAAAUUAACUUAUAUCGACUCAGUUUAUAAAACCAAAUGUAAGAAGGUUCAAUGUUUGAUUAGCAAUCAGGGAACUUUCACCGUGCUAAUACAUUAUAUCAAUACAGGCGGCAUCUGUAUUUGUGAUUUCGUCUGUAAGAUGGUUUUCUUUUCUCCAAAUCAGGUUUGCAUGGGUGAGGUAAACAAAGCACAGUACCAACUGAUUGGUACGCAAAGCUCAUUCCAUUAUGGUUUCAAUAAAGAGAGCCACACACCAAAGCUUGUCUAUACCAAUAAAGAGUAAGUUGUUGUGUUUCUUUCUUUUAUUAGAUUAAACCCAGUCCUAAAUCUGAUUUGUAAGGUUCAGCAAUCCUCGGCCACAAACGUUGUUUUAAGUAUUCCUUUUGAGACACUAUCAAGUGGAGAGCCGUUUGUCCACACACAUAAACUUUUUGUUGAACUCGCCCAUGUGUAACUACGUCUUAUAUAUGAUGAUACUGUGAUAUAUGCGUUAUUUACACAGUGUGAGGUCAAGAUGGCUGGAUAUUAGCCAAGUUUCUUUGCGUUUUUUAGCUUGCAUGAAAGGCGCUUUAUGAGCCAAGCGAAGUCAAGGGUGCAUUUCGCGCGAGGGCCACUCGCGCAAUUUUCGCCUUGCUUGGCUCAUAUCGCGUCUGUCGUGUAGGCUACGCCUUUUUGGUCCGAAGCAAAGUCAAGGAUAGUAGAAACGAGUGAGGAAUGUAAAUGAACGAAAUCAUCCUACAAUCUUACCCAACAAGUUCAAUAAACCGGCCCAUAGGAAGCAAGCUUUUACUGCAUGCAUGGCCAAAGUGGGCUGUCAGGAAUGGGCAAGCGCACACUAACAUUAAUCAGAACACGGGAUUAGCUUCAUCCUACCCGUUUGCGGAACAGGACAUAUUUUUUUGUUUGUUGGUGUAUUUAAAGGUCCUUUCCGAAUGGACAAGUUAUAAUCGACCUCAAGUGCGAUCCAUCAAAGAAAACACCUGAGGAGGCACUUUUCGUGUUUAUCAGUGAUACUAACGGCAUUUGGGUAAGUGAAACUGGUACAUAGCUAUUAAAUGAAAUGUAAAUACCAAAAAUACACAGUACUUUUCUGUACUGUCCAUGGCCGCUUUCUGGCGAUUGCAUCGAGGACUCCUUAAAGUGUUUCUGAACAGGACUGAAAAGCCAUGGUGUGUUCCCGUCCACACCUCUUUUUUUUUAAAUUUUUUGCUUUUUGGUUCACCAUUCGUCCUGCCGGUGAAAUGAACGUUCAUGGAAGCCUUAGUUUCUUUACAAAACUCACUCAGGAAAGUAGGUUAGUUUUAGAUUUUACUUGUGUGGAGGGAUAAAUGGAGUCUAUUAACGAAACGACUACAACGCACUAUCUCACGCGCAAGACACGACAAAAAUUUCACAUCGAGAACAGACCCAUACCCAUUGGAGUCAGCGUUAUUUUUAGCUUUUUUAAAUCCCUCGAGUUAAGCGGAUGGCUUUGUGUAAUAUUCAAGCUGAUCAUGCCUCAUAACUUGAGCCCACGCUCACUCUGGGAUUUGAAGACUGGAAACGUUAAAUGGACAAACAAGGAAACAAUCGACAGGUUUGGGUAAGGCAAGGACGACUACUGAAGACAUGUAAUUAAAAGUCAUUCUCGAGGUUGGAAUUGGAAUUGGAAACACCAAACGUUCUGGUUAGAUUAAUCUUCGAUACUCAAAUAAAGGUGAGCGUCGACGGUGCCGUAAGCGUCCUGCAAGCACUCAAGUCUAUUUUUGUCUUUUUUCAUUGGUAGAAAUUUUUAUUGACCAGCAUUUGUUCAUGUCCUGAUGGUUGUCCAAGUGAUUCAGACGACACAGGUACUUUAUAAAAUUCACAUUGAAACCUACAUAAGCAACACGAUGAACAGUAAAACAGAAAUUAAAUCAUUCAGUAGUCCUUACUAAGGCCUAAGUCAGAGGAUGUCUGUAAUACGCGUACCGGAUACCUGCGGAUGGCGAAUGGAAAAUUGCGGAUAGAAAAAAUGCAGAUAAGACCAGCAUCUUAAUGCGGUGUAAUUCAAUAAGCAUUCUGACGUUACUUUCCGGAGUUGUCGCUAUUUUUUAAACAUUACUUUAUUCGAAAUUUCAUGGUUGUCAUGCUAAGAGGGGGAGAAGAGCGUUGGUGCUUCAGAAUUGCAAAACAAACGACAAACAUUUUUAAUAUAAAAUUACUUCUGACCUAGAGAGCUGAUUUCUUUGCUUUCACUGGAUAUACAUGUAGCAGGGAAAAUAUUCUCAGGAAAAUCAAAUCAAGACUUAUUUGUUUGAGCGUGUUAAGACAGGAAAAAAUUGCAGCAUCAACAAGCAAAAGGCGGAACGUAAUAACAUAAACUUUACGAUUGGCAGGUGCGAAUCAAUUCCGCCUAUCGUUUGGAUUUAUUGCUAACAAGUUCUACCUUUUGGAAAUUUAUAAGUGAACGAAUGAAUGAGCUCGCAUUUUUAAGACUGCAAAAUACACUUAAGAUGCAAUUAAAAGAAAAAAAAACAGGCCUCUUGAUCGAUCGCUAAAUCGAAAAGGUUCAAAAAAAGGCUACUUUCUGUUUCAUUUGUUUUUGUUUUUAAUUUUUCUCCAAGCAAAAUAGUUUCCAAAACUAUCAUCCUCAGUGAGUUUUUAGAACGUCUGUAUCGAGCAACUUACCUAUCCGGUCUAUCCUAGAAGCAGCAACACAACAUACUUUAGAACAAAGAUGUUUAAUUAUUACAAAUCAGAAAAAAAACUAGGCUGUUUCUUAAGAAGCCUUUAUAAUUCUUUUUUAGCGAUGUCUACAGCAGAUCACUACUUUUUAUUUGUUCAUAGUAGCUCUGCGUAAAAUUGUAGAAGUGGAACGAGGGCCAAUAAAAUGCCUCUGUUGCGGGUGAAGCAUUCCGCAUAUUGCUUGAAAAAGAAUCUCUGAACCCUGAUUAAACAAGACUCACCCAAAACCCAGAGAAAUUUUGUGAAACAGAAGACCAUUAGUGUAACAGUAGCUUAGCUUUUGAUAUAAAAAAAACGGGCUUCUGCAGGUGUCUGCAGUUCAGAGUCACUCUCUGGACUGUAUCCUACGGCUGCUAACGUAGAGUUGACCAUAGUCCAGGCAGAAAGGAAGCGUCCCACGAUUUAAUGAAUAUUGAUUUAUAUUGGGAGUCUUUUUCAAGAUCAGGCUAUAUUGUGAGGAAACAUGGCGAUUUACGAGGCGAGAGCAAAAUAGGCGAAACAAUGCACGCCGAUUUUUUGGCGCAGUUCACCCUAUAUUUUGGUUUAUUUUGUUGUCUCUAGUUAUAUUUAUUUAAGUAAAUUUCGUCUUUGUUUGUAGUUGUUGUCCCAACAACUUUAUACACGUGUUUUGCUCUCCGAUGAUAGACAUCAAACUGUUUAUAAUCAGAAUGUAAAUAUAUAGCAGAGCCAUAACAGAAAAAAAGUGUUUUAGCGUCACAAUUUAUGUAUCCAAAUUUGUGAGUUUUUUAUGUUCUUGUUAUCAUGGUCCGCAAUUUUUUCUAUCCGCAGUUUUCCAUCCGUAUUUUUCCAUCCGCAUCCGCCAUCCGCAGGUAUCCGCGGUCCGCCUAUUACAGACAACCUAGGCCAGACGUCAAACUUUUCAUGAGACGAACCAAACUUAGUGAGCUUAGAGUCCCCAGGAGAAACGUCGAUCUCCCUGACAUGCGACGAACUUAACUAAUAAAUUAAAAACUUGUAUGAUAAUGUUUAUUACUGAUUCAGUUGAUUGGUUCGACCCGUCCUAAGUUCGACGUCUGACGGCCCAACAGACGACCUUAACUUAAUUUCGGUCGACCCAAAGUAGAGUUUGGUUCUCGUAAAAAGUUCGACGUUUGGCCUAGGCAUAAAUAACCCUAACUUAGAUUGUUUGCUCUCCCAUUUCACCGGUUGUUACUCAAGGCAACUGUAGUUUCAAAGUUCGUCACAUAAAAGUGUAUACAACUGUAUCAAUGCAUAAUCCAUUAAAAGAAAUAUCAAGUAAUUCAAGCAAACGACGGUUGAAAAGCCUGUUGCAUCCAUGUUAAUACUAUUUUUGGGGGGUUAUUUUCAGGUGGUGGUGUAAACAAGCUGGCUUACAUCUUACCAUUAGCUUUCGUAGGUAUUGUGGUUAUUGUCAUUGUUCCAGCGCUUUACUACUACCGCAAACGCAGGACUGAAGGUCGGCGACCUGCUAUUCUUCAAAAUGAGGAUGAGGACACUGGAGCAUAUGCACUUUCUUAUGGUUCGAAUGACCAAGAAGAUACCAAAAAUAUUCAGGGGCACCCAGCGAGAACUUAGUUCAAAACCGCUAAAACAUAGCAUUGUUAAACGUAUUUUGGUAUUUAAACGGUAGAUAGAGGCAUAUUUUUAUCCCCUAAAAAUUUUUCAUCUGUUCGGAUUUUCUAGCUGGAAGUCUAGUGAUCCGAAAAUUAUAGGGAUCAAAACUUACCUUUUCGAAAAUUUCAGCCAGAAAAAAGGCUCCCGAAAAUUCUAGGUGACCUUUUCAGGGUAAAAAUCCGUUAAAAAUAGGCAAUUAUACCAUAUUUUAGAUGUUCGAAAAUCCUAGAAGAAGCAGGCAAGCAAGAAAUUUUACAACAAAUGUUCCGAAAAUUCUAGAUCUCAAAUCGUCGUCCGAACAGAUAUUUUUCCGAAAAUUGUCGUUGGGUGCCCCUGAAUAUUGAUACCACAGGAAACGGAAAUAGAGACACCCAAGUUUUGUCGGCUUGACAUGUGGAGCCUUUUUUGACUUUGCCCUUUUAUAGUUUUUCCUUCAUUAACCUUUAGCCUUUGUUAGCCCUGUAUCUGUAUUGGAUACGAACUCAGUAGAGAGGGAAGUGUGUUUCUAUAAAUCAGUCUCUGGCCUCAAAGGUUGCGAACUUGUUUAGUUUUUGAAGACUUGUUGUCUACGUUUCCUAUUGGGGGCGGAACAUAAAAAGCCGUCAUUUGCAAGGCUAACUUGUUGUGUCAGCUUAGCACGUGAUGUAGUUUUAUUGCGGCGCGACAAUUGAGUUUAUUUUUAAGAGCUAAAUUGGACGAAUUCGUCUUGGAAGCGCUAAUAAAAUAGCCUCAGCCAGAGUAACGCUAUUACGGCGGCAAUAUCACGAAAAAUUACUUCGAUGUAUGUACACACCAAAAGAUGUCCUUGUUUUACAAUAUUAACUGCCUCAGUUUACUCUAUAUUGGCGGCCGUUAUCAGAUUGCCUCUUUUGGUAUAUCCAAUGAUAUACAUCAUAUAUUAUGAAAUUCCUGUUGCCUGACAACAUUGAUAAAGCUUCAACGGCAAGAAUUGCAACCUUUAUUGCCCAAGACUCAACGAUGUACAUGCGUGUAUCAGACCAAAAGAUUAAAAUGUAAGAUUAACAAACGUUUGCUUAUGCGUCUUUGCAAAGGAAUCAGAGAAAUUGUGUAGCAUAGUGACUGGAAUGAUGUUCUAAGUUUAAUUUCACCUUUUUCCAGUGCGACUAUUGUAACUGGUGCCACGUAGACAAAGUUGACCAAUUGGAUUAUAGGAUAAUAGCAAUACAUUCCAAGAAUGUUGGUUGUGGGCCAAUCAACAGCUGGUAAAACAACAAAAAGUUACUCGGAGCACAAAAUUUAAAUAAUGAUGGCAAACGUUUUUCAAGAAAUUAAAAGGCUCACCAGACAAUGUAUUUCUAUUCGAAACUUUACCUAUAACGUCCAGUAAACAUAUUUGUUUGACUCAAGCUGUUAUUUUGUGGCCCCGGUAAUGGGAGUCGAAUUGUAAUUAUAAUUCUCGUUCUGAUUAAACCUUGUCCUUGUUAUUCAAAUGUUGGAUAGCACUCUCUGUGGAUAAAUCACUAUUUUUAUUCUCC